UUCCGGCGUACGAGGCGGAGACAAUGGGAGCGGCGCGGGCGGCGCCAGGAGGCCGCUGACAGGAGUCUGCGGCUUCGCUUCAUGGCCGCAGUACGGCCCCGCCUGGGCUCUGAGCAGAGCAGGGCAGUCCGCGGCGGCCGGGAGCCGGAGCUGGCGACCCCAGCAGAAACCUGUGCCCGGCGCCGCUGAGGCGCAGUAUGUGAAGAGGAGACGGCAUCCACUGCGAGACGAGCCUCUCAGCCGGCCGGCAUGGCCACGACGGCCGAGCUCUUCGAGGAGCCUUUUGUGGCAGAUGAGUAUAUUGAACGUCUUGUAUGGAGAACUCCAGGAGGAGGCUCCAGAGGGGGACCUGAAGCUUUUGAUCCUAAAAGAUUAUUAGAAGAAUUUGUAAAUCAUAUUCAGGAACUCCAGAUAAUGGAUGAAAGGAUUCAAAGGAAAGUAGAGAAACUAGAGCAACAGUGUCAGAAAGAAGCUAAAGAAUUUGCCAAGAAGGUACAAGAGCUCCAGAAAAGCAAUCAGGUUGCCUUCCAACAUUUCCAAGAACUAGAUGAGCACAUCAGCUAUGUAGCAACCAAGGUCUGUCACCUUGGAGACCAGUUAGAGGGGGUAAACACACCCAGGCAACGGGCAGUAGAAGCUCAGAAACUGAUGAAAUACUUUAAUGAGUUUCUAGAUGGAGAAUUGAAAUCUGAUGUUUUUACAAAUUCUGAAAAGAUAAAGGAGGCAGCAGACAUCAUUCAGAAGUUGCACCUAAUCGCCCAGGAGUUACCUUUUGAUAGAUUUUCAGAAGUUAAAUCCAAAAUUGCAAGUAAAUACCAUGAUUUAGAAUGCCAGCUGAUCCAGGAGUUUACCAGUGCUCAAAGAAGGGGUGAAAUCUCCAGAAUGAGAGAAGUAGCAGCUGUUUUACUUCAUUUUAAGGGUUAUUCCCAUUGUGUUGAUGUUUAUAUAAAGCAGUGCCAGGAGGGUGCUUACUUGAGAAAUGAUAUAUUUGAAGAUGCAGCAAUACUGUGUCAACGGGUGAACAAACAAGUUGGCGAUAUCUUUAGUAAUCCAGAAACUGUAUUGGCUAAACUUAUUCAAAAUGUAUUUGAAAUCAAAUUACAGAGCUUUGUGAAAGACCAGUUAGAAGAAUGUAGGAAGUCUGAUGCAGAGCAGUACCUCAAAAAUCUCUAUGAUUUAUAUACAAGAACCACAAAUCUUUCCAGCAAGUUGAUGGAGUUUAACUUAGGUACUGAUAAACAGACUUUCUUGUCUAAGCUUAUCAAGUCCAUUUUCAUUUCCUAUUUGGAGAAUUAUAUUGAAGUAGAGACUGGAUAUUUGAAAAGCAGAAGUGCUAUGAUCCUACAGCGCUAUUAUGAUUCAAAAAACCAUCAAAAGAGAUCCAUUGGCACAGGAGGUAUUCAAGAUUUGAAAGAGAGAAUUAGACAACGUACCAACUUACCACUGGGGCCAAGUAUCGAUACUCAUGGGGAGACUUUCCUAUCUCAAGAAGUGGUGGUUAAUCUUUUACAAGAAACCAAACAAGCCUUUGAAAGAUGUCAUAGGCUGUCUGAUCCUUCUGAUUUACCAAGGAAUGCCUUUAGAAUUUUUACUAUUCUUGUGGAAUUUUUAUGUAUUGAGCAUAUUGAUUAUGCCCUGGAAACAGGACUUGCUGGAAUCCCUUCUUCGGAUUCUAAGAAUGCAAAUCUCUAUUUUUUGGAUGUUGUGCACCAGGCCAAUACUAUUUUUCAUCUUUUUGACAAGCAGUUUAAUGAUCACCUUAUGCCACUAAUAAGCUCUUCUCCUAAGUUAUCUGAAUGCCUUCAGAAGAAAAAAGAAAUAAUUGAACAAAUGGAGAUGAAAUUGGAUACUGGCAUUGAUAGGACAUUAAAUUGUAUGAUUGGACAGAUGAAGCAUAUCUUGGCUGCAGAACAAAAGAAAACAGAUUUUAAGCCAGAAGAUGAAAACAAUGUUUUGAUUCAGUAUACUAAUGCCUGUGUUAAAGUCUGUGCUUAUGUAAGAAAACAAGUGGAGAAGAUUAAAAAUUCCAUGGAUGGGAAGAAUGUGGAUACAGUUUUGAUGGAACUUGGAGUACGUUUUCAUCGACUUAUUUAUGAGCAUCUUCAACAAUAUUCCUAUAGUUGUAUGGGUGGCAUGUUAGCAAUUUGUGAUGUAGCUGAAUAUAGGAAGUGUGCCAAAGACUUCAAGAUUCCACUGGUAUUACAGCUUUUUGAUACUCUGCAUGCACUUUGCAAUCUUCUGGUAGUUGCCCCAGAUAAUUUAAAGCAAGUCUGCUCAGGAGAACAACUUGCUAACCUGGACAAGAACAUUCUUCACUCCUUCGUACAACUUCGUGCUGACUAUAGAUCUGCCCGCCUUGCUCGACAUUUCAGCUGAGGUUGAAUUUACAAGGGAAAUGUGUUGUACUUCAGCAGGUCUUGGUUGACAGAAAGCACAGGAGGUUUCUUAUGACACAGCCAACAUUUUAUGGAAAAAUGACUGUUUGGAAAAACAGCAGCCAUAUUUUCCCUUGAGAUUUUAUUUGAAAUUUGGGCUCUGCUUAACCAUAUUUUGCUUUUUUCCCUUAAGUUGAACUUAAUUCCAUUUUUGAACUUAGAAAUUUCAAAUUCUGUGAAACUACAUGUCAUUGUUUUCAUCCUAGAAAAUGUUGGUGUCAGAAGGCAGAUGAGAUGUUAACAGUGUUCCAGUUCAUGUUCUUUAACAUAUUCCAUUGGGAGAUUCCACCAUCCUGUUUUGCACUAAUAAUGGGUAAAAUACAGCAGAACUGCAUUUAUUUAUCAAUUUUUAAUGAAUUUUUCAGCACUGGUAAUUGUUAAUCGAGUUAUUUUAGGUUUUCCUGGAGAACAUUUUUCUCUUUCAAAAGGUUAACAUUUGAGCAUAAAUUCUAUAGUUGGUUGAUUGGAUUUUUUCUGAAGUACAGAAAAAAUAUUAUAUUUAAUACUAUUCCAAGGAAAAUGUUGCAAACAAAACUAAAAUGAUGAAGUGUUUUAGGUAGGUAUUAGCACUGGAUCAGAAUACAUCUGCUUUCUGGGUUAAAAAAACUUAAAGUUUACAAUUUCUUAUUUGGUAAACAGAUUUUAAGCCAAUGCUAGUAAGAAAUUAAUAAAACUACCUUAUUUUGUAUUUCACUUAAGAUAAGCUGGAAGAUCUUAACUAAAGAACCAUAAGGAAAGUAAAAAGUGAGGUAUAGUCUUAAUGGUACAUAUGGGAAGUAUUGACCAUGUUUAGCAGCAGUGUAAUCCUUUAAGAUUUCUGUCUUUAUGCUAAACUGGAAUAAGAGUGAAUGGCUAAACAUGCAGGUAGUCUUCUAUUUUAAGAGGAGUUGGGAAUUGAUAGCAUUAUAUAUUCUGAGUCUUGAGAUGAGCUUUGCAAGGACUAGUUGCUUUUUAAAUCUGUAGUUUCUGUCAUUACCUUUUUCAAGGCAUUUCUUAAAGUGAUUCCUACUGAAUGUAGUUAAUUGAAUUGGCUUAAUAUGGUGACAUAAUAAAUCACUUAUAAAAUUUUAAACAUCAAGUGGAAAUUUAGAAAGGCCUUUACUCUGAAAACUAUAAACUUGCUGUGUGAGAAUGCGUUCUUAGCUAUAUGUGGUAUUUAAGUUUCCGUUGUGUUGUCCAUAGUCUUCCAGGAACAGAUAAACUUUAAUGUUCAACUCAUUCUUGGCUUUUUUUUUCUUGAAUGUAGACUUUCUGGCCUAAUUUUGGAAAAUUACUUUUAAGAAUAUGUUUCUGAAUAUUCAUCAACUUUACCAAAAUUUCCAGGUCCAAAGCAAAUUAGCUACCGUUUAAGUUACUGUUGACUGAAUUUUCUUCAUUUUCUGUUUAGCCCAGUGUUAUCAAGGUAAGCAAGAGAAAUGAAAUAUGCCAACUUUUAUCAAAGCAUUUUAGGAAAUCAUGGCAGCUUUAGAAGGCUGUCUAGUUUUCUAUUCCUUAGCCGAAGGAGAGCCAGAACAGGCUUUGGAUACUAGAGAAAGUCAUAGGCUUGUACUUUUGCCAUUUUAGAAAGCUCUGAUGUGAAUUCAAAUUAUACCUCUGUUACUUAAAAGCCAACAAUUUUAAAGCAGUAGUUCUACUGGCCAUUUGAACUCUUUGUACACACUGUCAAUUUGUUUAAAAAAAAGGGGAAAAAUGAUCAAAUAAAACAUAAAACAUUUUAAAGACUUCCAAAUCAGAGAAGUGCUUCAGAUUAUUUUGUUUGGAUUCAUUUUUAAGAUGUAAAGCAUAUAUUUGUGGCUUCGAUAUUUUGUUUAUUAUUUUCGUGUUUGAGUUCUGUGCAAUAUUUUCUAUUAUGUCCAUUGAUAGGACAGUAACAAAGAAAACUCAUAAGUGAAAACUUAAUUUAGAAGUGUUAACAUUAAAGCUCAAUAAACAAAUUCCCUGCAAUUGUUUUUUUUUAUUUCACUCUAUUUUUAGAUAUUAAGGACAUCCAUACCGAAUGUUAUAAAUUAUUAUUUAAACUUUUAAGAUGUUUGUUAUUUUUCAUAGCAUAGGUAGGUCUUCUCACUUCCUUUUUUUAAGUGGAAAAAAUACUUGAUUAUGUAACCCAAAUUAGAAACAGAUUUUCUUUAUCUAAGAAAAAAAAUUGUCGUCUAAAUCAAUAUGCAUUCUUUGCAUUCAGUUUUUAAGUAUUUUUUCAUAUUAAUGGACACUAAAACUUUUGUCCAAAAUAUAUUGCUCAAAAGAGAUGAUCAGUAAUUAAAAUGUUUUUAAUAUGCACAUGGUAAAAAUUUUAGAUGGCAAUAAUGGAACUUGGUAUAUUAGUAAGUUUAGCCAACAUUUGAAUAAGGAGAAUCUUUAUAAUAUUCCAUGCUUUUAUAUGAGCUAACAUGCAAUGUUGAGAUAAUGUUUUGAAGUUGAAAAAUAUGCUCUAAAACACCAUGUUUUUAGAAAAUGUAGAAACACUGAAGAAAAGGAUUGAGUGUAUUAUAUUUUCAUAAGAUAGUACCGAAAGUGAAAUACAGAACACAGAUUUAGAAGGAAGUCUAGCUUCUCUAAGUUGUGAUACUGAAAAUGACAGCUAACAAAAGCAGAUGAACACUUAGGAAGAAUUAUUAAAUAAUGACUGGAUGCAUCUUUUAAACAGUUGACUACCUGACUAUUCCAAGACAGUCAGCAGCCUCAUUUUGAUAUCACCAUGGUUGUAAGUCCCUAGCACCUUUCUUGUUUUAAAAAGAGCUUCUAAGUAAGUUAAUUUAUGAUACAUUAUAAACCGUUCACUUUCCCCUUUCACUUUAAGUAUUGCACUAUCUGAGUAUCAACCUUCUGUCUCACAGUAAAAUAGUUAAUUAUCAGCCAGUAGAUUGAUUCACAGUAGGGAAUUUACUGCUUCCUUAAAAUACCUUUUCCUCAUCUAUGAUGGCGAAUAUUUAAAUAUAUGUAGAUAAGGAGAUUUUUGUUCCUGAAAUGGCACAAAACCCCUUAAGGUAGUCCUGUGUUUAAAGAAGUGCCUCAGAUGUGCUUGAACUGCAUGUAAGAUUAAGCAAGUUUCAUUGAGUGCAUCUGGGAUUUAACUUUUUUUUUAAUGCAAAAAACUUUUAAGUUUUACACAUAUGUAUUACCCAUAAACUCAGAGUUGUGAGAUGUUUUCAAGAAGCAUAGUGAUUUCUCCUGAUUUCUAGUGAAGAAUUUGACAUACAAAGUAUUCUGUGUUUUCAUCCAGUUAGUUUAUUAACUAUGUUCAUUCAGUUCCCAUAGAACUUCUCUCUGCUUGAGAAAGUCGGUCCUGAAAUACACUGGGUAUUUUGGCGGAAAGGACCAGUCCAUGUUUUUACUGUAGAUAAUACCACAUAAAGUAAAACAGCAUUUAAAAUUUUUUUCAUGCAUAAUAAAGAUAAUUAUAGCUACAUUUAUUAAGUCCCAUGCACUGUGCUAAUAGGCCUUUGCCUACAUUAUCUCAUUUGAUUUCAGAGUCACCCUAGGAGUAGGAUACUAUUAUUUAUCUUCAUUUGACAGCUGGAACACCCAGUGCAAAAAAAGCUUUAAGUAGAUCUGCAUAAGAUCUAUAGCUAAAUAAAAGGCUCAGAUUGAAACCUGAAUCUUUCUCACUCACUCCCUAUGUUCUGUACACUAUUCUCCUUAUGUAACAUUAAGUAAGUCUUUAGUUUUUAGGCUCAUUAGUUUUUCUUAAUCUAAUUAUCUUUUCAUCCAGUGUUUGGUUCUCAUUGUAGUGUUUUGAUUAUGAAGUUGAUAUACAGGGCUAAUAUCUAAUUUACUAUUGGAAAUUUUUUUUAAUGUGUCCAGUGUGGUCAUAAUUUUUAAAUUGGUUUUUAAAUUUUUAUAAAUGGUCAUGAAAUUUUAAUUAUUAAGUUUGUACCUACUAGAAAUCUUUCCAUCAGAAAGCACUUUAAUGAUUAUUGUUUUGCAUAAUCAUAAUACUAUUUCUGAGUAAUAAUUUUUGCAACAGAAAAUUCAGGUAUUUUGUAUCAUAUUUUGUAACAUGGAAGUGAAUGACAACUCUACCUUGAAAGUUGGUAGAGCUGAGGAAAUCAAUAUUUUUUCUUUGAAAAGCAGACCAUUUUCAUGUCAUAAGUUUGCCAAUUCAGUUGAUUAUUUAGUGCAUUGGUAGUUGGUAAAUGGUUGAUGCUGGAGUAAAAAGCAGAAAAAUAUGCUCAGUGUAUUAGCAAUAUAUAGUGAUUUUUCAAGUCAUCAAAAAUUGCAUAUUUAAUCUUUUAAAAAUUUCCUUAACUCUUUAACUUUUCUUCCUGCCACUGAUCAGUCUUUCUUUUUCCAAAUUUAGGGGAGAAGCAGCCCUCAAGUGUAUAUAGGAGAGAAACUUGACACAUUAGAGAGUAAGAAUUUUAAUUGGUGAUUUGGAGCAGCUAGGUUGAUAACUCUGGGCUUAACAAGAUUGAUAUUUUUAAACUAGGCCCUGCGUACUUUAACAUUGUUAUCUGGGAGGUAACACUAAACUUCAUUUCUUGGGAUGAGUAAACACUUUGGGGGGAGAGACAAGUAAUUAACCAUACUUGCUCAUUUUCUAAGUGGUUUAGAAGAUGCGGUCUGCCUCACCAUACAAAGCCAAUUUAAAUAUGAAUAUAUCACCAUCAUACUCCAAACAGCAAACAACCUCAGAGGAAAGUCAUUUAUUCAGAAGGCACAGAAUUGCGCUAGACAGCAGUGGUGCAUUACAAAUAUAUAAUUAUUUGCACUAAUAUUUGAGCAGGUGGAAUGGAUUAGAACAUGGUCAACAUUAUGCUGCUGAUAACAUGUAUUUUUCUAUAUUAAUAUGUACUGUGCAACAUGUAUUAAAAUUGUCAAUAAUUCAUUUUAGCCAGAUACUAAUAUUUAUAUUACUGUGUUGAAGAGACAGUAUCCAACUGAGCCACUUUCAAUUUAAAAGUCUGAAACUAGAAUUAAGUUUACUUUCAAAAACCACUUAAAUUACUUUAUAAUCAUUGGAAGAUCAGUAAUAUAUAGAAUUAUCAGUGACUAGUGACUUAAUAGGAAGAAGUAUGGAGGGUUAAGAAUAGGGGUAAGAAUCUGGAAUGAGUAAAGUUUCAUUUUUAGCUCAGAUGAGUUACUUCCUUUUGUUUUCAAGACUGUUUGGCAAUCUUAAAUGAAGGAAAAUGUCUUUCUUCCAGAAUGUCUUCAUAUUAAUAAACUAAGUCUGAAGAUUGGAUGGAACCAACUCCAAGGAAUUAACCUCCAAUGGUGGACUUUCAGAUUUUUUAGAUUAAACUUUGAGAGGUAGGAAGCCUUCUUGAUGUCCCUAAAAUCUUAAAUAGGCAGGUGCCUUGGAAUAGGGCCAUUCCUUUUUACCUGUUAUUUUAAUCUUUAUACUGUGAGUAAAUUUGGUUUCUUUGAUACUGUGAGUAAAUUUGGUUUCUUUGAACUCUGGCAUUUUGUUGUGGCAGUCUGUCAAACCUACAGCUUUUUGCAGAGGAUAUUAUCCAAAUAGAAUCUGGGCAAUGCCAAACUAAAGAAAACUAAAAUUACCUCUCGGUAUAUUGUUUGCAAGUGCUGUGUGCUCUUCACAUGAAAUUAUGUGAAAAUACUUUAUAAGUAAGUGCCUCUAUAUUAGGAUUUUUCAGUAGAAUGUAUUUUUAAUUUUUGCCACAAGGGGGAGAAGUUAUUUUUAUGGUAAUACUUUUUUAUUUGAUAAAAAAUAGAACUCACAUAGCUUCUCUCUACUGAACAGCACCUAUGAACAUGCCACUAUCUUAAUAGGAAGAGAGAGAGAGAGUGUGUGUGUGUGUGUGUGUGUGUGUGUGUGUUUAAGAUUCUUAAAGUUGUGUGAGAAGAAUUUCUGGGUGAAUUAAUGACAAAACUAAAACGGUUUUGAAGACCAUGUAUAUGCACAGUGGACAUAGGAAUUGGACAGAAUUCAUCAUUAUUAAAAUUGUUUUUUUGGAGUUAAUAUAUCUCAUUGAAUUCCUUUAUCAACUCUGAGAAUAAUAAAAAUCUAUUGAUUAA
Molecule: messenger RNA, 8408 nt
Organism: Phacochoerus africanus (Common warthog)
Lineage: Eukaryota; Metazoa; Chordata; Mammalia; Artiodactyla; Suidae
Gene: EXOC5
Product: exocyst complex component 5
Exons: 18
Coding region: 250-2376 (708 amino acids)
Biological process (GO): Golgi to plasma membrane transport; exocytosis
Cellular component (GO): exocyst; cytoplasm
Source: RefSeq, a predicted model, not a curated record